Messenger RNA from Ogataea angusta, 1053 nucleotides. RefSeq lists its product as uncharacterized. The transcript has a single exon. NCBI's taxonomy places the organism in Eukaryota, Fungi, Ascomycota, Pichiomycetes, Pichiales, Pichiaceae. Bases 1 to 1053 code for a protein of 350 amino acids. The record is from RefSeq and is a predicted model, not a curated record. Gene Ontology annotation, molecular function: 3'-5'-RNA exonuclease activity.
AUGAUCGCCACUGCCAAUUCUUCCGCGAGAGUCAAAAUGCUUGCUCUUAUCUUCUUGCUAGUUGUGCUAAUCAUGGUUUAUCCCCGCUCUGCACAAGCAGGCUCGAGAAUAAGAAUUCAGAGCUGGAAUCUGAGAUACGACUCCAUGCCGGACGACAUCACCGUUGGCGAGACAAUCGCGGCUCUGAACAGCACCGUUCCCAUUGACACACAGACUACGUAUUACUCCAACUACACGGAGCAACCGUGGUCGACGCGCAGGAUCGGCGUUAAAAACGAGGUCCUGUUCAACGAGGUCGACUUGUUCACAGUCAAUGAGGGCCUCCACAGACAAGUUGAAGACCUCAAGGAGCUCUUGGACAUGCCGUACAUCGGAGUGGGCCGAGACGACGGGGCACAGGCGGGCGAGUACCAGGCGAUUUUCUACAACCCGGACUCAAUUGAGCUGCUCUCAAACGACACGUUCUGGCUGAGCAAUACGCCGUUUGAGCCUUCAAAGUAUCCUGGCGCCGGCUCCUAUCGCUCUUGCACGGUUGGCUAUUUUCGGACCAAAAAAGGAGGCACCAAAUUUGUCGUGAUUAACGCGCAUCUUGACGACCAGUCGGACGACCAGAGACGGCUGGGCGCAGCGCUGAUCAAGUACAGAGCAGCAUACGAGCAGGAAACGAAAAAUGCCCCAGUGUUCCUGGUCGGAGACUUCAACUCCCAGGUCAGCGGAGAGACCAACGGAGCGUACGAGAUCACUACGGGGAAACUGGAGUUCUCUGCUGACGAGCUGAAUUCGACCUUUGUCUCCAAAUACAGCCAUGUGGACACAGGCUUCGAGUUUUUGGAUCUGAUCGAGCAGACUCCUGUUGAAAACAGACUUGGCAACCUUGCUACCUUCACUGGUUUCAAAAACAACGCCGACUCGUUCAGCAGGAUCGACUUCCAAUUUGGCGGCAACUCGGGCAGCUGGGAAGCCGUCCGGUACAAGGUUGGCGACAAUUGGUACGACGACUCUUAUUAUCUCUCGGACCACCGACCUGUUAUCAGUGACAUAUUUUUGGGGUAA